Molecule: messenger RNA, 1740 nt
Organism: Lathyrus sativus (Indian pea)
Lineage: Eukaryota; Viridiplantae; Streptophyta; Magnoliopsida; Fabales; Fabaceae
Source: the annotation of a GenBank genome assembly
AUGGUCCAAUCUCAAUUAUUUAGCAAUGGAAUUGAACUUGCAUCUUUUGUAACAAGUUCUAAUCUUCUUAGAAAAUCAUGGGAUGUUAUCAAAUCUCGUAAUGUAGACAUUGCUUCAAAUGGUGGUGUUGGACUAUCAUGGAAACUUUAUAAAGAACCAAACACUGAUGUUUCAAUCAUAGCAUUUGAAGCCAACCCUUCAGAUUCUUUCAUACUUCAAUCAAAAUUGGUUUCUUUUACUAAACUCAAGGAAAAUAAUUCCCUUAAUUUUGAGUUUUUGUCUACUAAAAACAUUUCUCUUAACAUCACUCUUGUUUCACUCUUCUCUGACAAUCAUCGUAUGCUCGAUCAGUUGAAAUCCGAGGUUAUUACCUCAUCGAAGUUGAUAAUCACCGGAGUUGCUCUCGGAGGAUCCAUCGCUUCACUCUUCACUUUGUUACUACUAGAAAGCAUUGAUUCGAAAAAGAAAAAACCUAUUUGCAUCACAUUUGGUUCUCCCUUAAUUGGUGACAAAGAAUUGCAACAAGCCAUAUCAAAAAGUUGUACAUGGAGUUCAUGCUUUUUGCACAUUGUUUCUUGCAAUGAUCCACUUCCAAGGAAGUUCAUCGAAGAUCAUACUAGUUCUUAUGUGCCAUUCGGAACAUUUCUCAUGUGUUAUGAUUCAUAUUCUACUUGUUUUGAGAAUCUUGAUUCUGUUUUGACAAUUCUUGAGACUUUAGUCCAUGAUCAAAAUCAAGUGUUUGAUUCUAUAGAGUAUGAAAACAUUGUUGACAGGAUUUAUCGAAUAGCAAUUUGCAAGGACAUAACAAAUCAGAAUCAAGACAUGAGUUAUUCUGAUUCACUACAUGCAUGUAUCAGCUUGCAGAUGUUGACAUUAGGAUUGAAUCCACAUAUGCAGCAACAACAAGAAAUUGAUAUCUUUACUUUGGUUAAAAAGAUGGAGGACUUAGAGAAAAAAUUUAUUUUUGAGAAGAGGGAUAAAUUUGAUUCAUCAAAAAAAUUGAGUUUAAUGAAGAAAGACAUGGUGGACCUUGAAUGGUACAAGAAGAAAUCGAAAAAUCGAAAUUUAGGAUAUUAUGAUAGUUACAAGAGAAUGGAGUUCACAUGUGACCAAGACGUUGUUUUAAGCCAUAAAAGUCUCACAUUUUAUUGGAACGAAAUGGUCGAGAAAUCAUUGAUGAAACCACAAAAAGAAGAAGCAUCGCUUCGUACUCGUUGGCUCUACGGAGGAACAACUUAUAGGAGAAUGGUUGAACCAUUAGAUAUUGCUAAAUACUAUGGCAAGGGUGGUAAAGACUAUGUGGCUAAAGCAAGAUCUAGCCACCACAAACAAUUGGAGAAUUGGCUUGUAGAAGAAGCAACAACACAAUCCACCACAAGUGAUUCACAAAAUGUGACUAGAGAUGAUGUGGAAUCAAUUUUAACUCUUGAUUCUUGCUUUUGGGCUUAUGUUGAAGAGGCUCUAAUUUCAUGCAAACAAUUGAGGGAUGUGAAAUCUAGUGUCAAUGAAAAGGAAGAUGCAACAAGAAAAUUGAUUGAGUUUGAGAAAUAUGUUUAUGGAUUGCUUAUGGAAUAUGCAGUGUCACCAGAGAUUUUCUUAAGUGAAAGUAGCUAUAUGAAAUGGUGGAAUGAGUAUAAGGAAAUUAAGGGAACUUCUUAUAGUUCAAAACUCACAUGUUUCAUGAGCAAUGCUCAUAAUUAUAAUGUGCAAUAUGUUAGAGGAAGUUAUAAUUUUGAAUGA